Messenger RNA from Cataglyphis hispanica, 1091 nucleotides. It is a transcript of the gene Chmp1, whose product is annotated as charged multivesicular body protein 1b. The transcript is spliced from 3 exons. Gene Ontology annotation, biological process: late endosome to vacuole transport; protein transport; endosome transport via multivesicular body sorting pathway. Gene Ontology annotation, cellular component: multivesicular body; ESCRT III complex. NCBI's taxonomy places the organism in Eukaryota, Metazoa, Arthropoda, Insecta, Hymenoptera, Formicidae. Bases 377 to 979 code for a protein of 200 amino acids. The record is from RefSeq and is a predicted model, not a curated record.
UCAAACCAGAUUCAGAUUCAUAACAUUUUCUCUCCAGUCUUCAGUUCAUAAUUGUUCGCAAUACUGGUUUAAUAUACCCUAUUUUGUAAAAUAUUUGUAGGAAUGAGUAAUAUCGUAAUAUCAUCUUAAUCGCGUAACUGUCAUAUGAAUUGAAUGAGAGAGAGAGAAAGAGAGAUAGCCUUUAUUCUUUCCAUAAACUUCGGGUGUUAAAAACGUGUUAUUAUAAAUACAAUAUAGUUUAUUUGUGACGGCUUACACUGGGUGUGACUUGUCACUUUAUUUAAUUCAUCGAGAAAGAGGGACGCAUUUUUUAGGGCAGAUUUUAUUUUUGAGGUUAAGUCUUUAUUACUUCACAACGGGGGCCGAACAAUCAGCUAUGUCCGUUUCUCAAAUGGAAAAAAAUUUAUUUAAUUUGAAGUUUGCUGUAAAGGAAUUAGAAAGAAACUCGAAAAAAUGCGAGAAAGAAGAAAAAAUAGAGAAAACAAAAGUCAAGAAAGCAAUACAGAAAGGUAAUAUGGAAGGUGCUCGUAUCCACGCGGAGAAUGCAAUUCGACAAAAAAACCAGGCCUUAAAUUAUCUUAGGAUGAGUGCUAGAGUGGAUGCAGUGGCUAGUAGAGUACAGACUGCAUUGACAACUCGCAAAGUCACUCAGUCUAUGGCUGGUGUUGUUAAGGCAAUGGAUGCGGCAAUGAAGUCAAUGAACUUGGAAAAAAUCUCUGGACUCAUGGAUAAGUUUGAAAGUCAAUUUGAAGAUUUGGAUGUACAAAGUUCAUAUAUGGAAAAUGCUAUGUCGCAAACUACAACUACUAAUGUACCUCAGAAUGAUGUGGAUGCUUUAAUGCAGCAAGUUGCAGAUGAAGCUGGUCUGGAACUGAAUAUGGAAUUGCCCUCUGGUCAACUGGGUAGUAUUGGUACUUCGACAGCGGUGAGCCAAGAACAAGACGAGCUAACACAGAGACUGGCACGACUCAGAGAGUGAUAGCAAAAUAUUUUACUGUAUAUACAUGAUUAAUAUAUAUGAUGAAAAUGUUUUAUAAGUUAUAUAAUAUGUUCCCAAUAUAUAUAUAAUAAUAAUGUGCAUUAUAAUGUUA